Messenger RNA from Oryza sativa Japonica Group (Japanese rice), 3083 nucleotides. The record is from RefSeq and is a predicted model, not a curated record. NCBI's taxonomy places the organism in Eukaryota, Viridiplantae, Streptophyta, Magnoliopsida, Poales, Poaceae.
CACAGACACAAGGCUGCCGCAUGUAUGCGUCAUGUGGCAGCCAGAGGGAGAGGAACAAGGCACCAAACCAACCAUGGAAUGGAAGCAAAACACUCCUAACAAUUUGGCGCCCUCUCUGUCUCUCUCUCUCUCUCUCCCCCCUUCUUUUUGUGAGAAGCCUCCUCCCACGUUUUCCCGUCUCCUUAACUGCUUCUCUCCUUCCUCUCCUACACAACUGUGGUGGUUGCAGCAAGAAAGAGAGAGAGGGUCUGAAGGCAGCAAGAAUUCAGUAGCAUUCCAGCUGCCGUGGGAGAGAGGGCAAGAGAGCAGGAGAAAGAAUUCCAGCGGCGGCGGCGGCGGCGGCGGUCGUCGGAGAGGUGGAGAGAUGGAUGUGGAGGGUGGUGGUGGUGGUGGUGGUGGCGCGCCGCCCAGGGGGAGGAAUUCUUGGGGAUGGCAGAAAGGAACACUUCUACUGGCAUAUCAGAGCUUCGGAGUUGUGUAUGGCGAUCUCUGCAUCUCACCCGUGUACGUGUACAAGAACACCUUCUCCGGAAAAUUGCGUCUUCAUGAGGAGGAUGAAGAGAUCCUUGGGGUAUUAUCUCUGGUCUUCUGGAGCCUUACUCUUAUACCUCUCCUCAAGUACAUCAUCCUUGUUCUAGGAGCAGAUGACAAUGGAGAAGGUGGCACAUUUGCUCUGUACUCAUUGCUGUGCAGGAAUUCCAAGAUGGGACUUCUGAACAACAUGCGUGCAAACCAUGGUUCUCUGUCGGCAUACAACAAGGAGGAACCUUGUAAGGAGUCGAGGAACAGCAUGCUCAUCAAGGCCUUCUUCGAGAAGCAUUACUCGCUUCGUGUUGUGCUGCUGCUGUUCGUUCUGAUGGGUACUAGCAUGGUAAUUGGGGAUGGUGUCUUGACCCCAACAAUGUCAGUGUUGGCGGCAGUUUCUGGGCUCAGAAUUAAGUUUCCAGAACUACAUGAAAAUUACACUGUGCUCCUUGCUUGUGUCAUUUUAAUUGGGCUUUUUGCAUUGCAACACUAUGGAACACGCCGUGUCGGAUUCCUAUUCGCACCAAUCUUGAUUUCCUGGCUCACUUGCAUUGGUGGGAUUGGCAUAUAUAACAUCAUAAAGUGGAACCCUAGUGUCAUCCGUGCUCUGUCCCCGUAUUACAUAUACAACUUCUUCAGGAAGGCUGGCAAGGAUGGCUGGAGCUCACUAGGAGGGAUUGUUCUUUGCCUUACAGGUGCUGAAGCCAUGUUUGCUGAUCUGGGGCAUUUCUCAAAGCUUUCACUGAGGCUUGGAUUCACAAUUGUUGUAUAUCCUUGCUUAGUUCUGGCUUACAUGGGUGAGGCUGCAUACCUGUCCAAACAUAGGGAGGAUCUCCAAAGUAGCUUUUACAAAGCUCUUCCAGACCGUGUGUUUUGGCCAGUGUUGUUCAUUGCAACGUUAGCCACAGCUGUUGGGAGCCAAGCGAUCAUCUCAGCUACAUUUUCCAUCAUAAGCCAGUGUAGGGCUCUUGGUUGUUUCCCGCGAAUAAAGGUGGUGCACACAUCAAGCCAUGUCCAUGGUCAGAUCUACAUCCCAGAGGUGAACUGGGUGCUCAUGUCCCUCUGCUUGGCCGUCACGAUUGGAUUCCGAGACACCGAGAUGAUUGGCAACGCCUAUGGACUUGCAGUGAUCUUGGUGAUGUGCGCAACGACAUGCCUGAUGUUCCUGGUGAUCACCACCGUGUGGAACCGGUGGGUGGUGUGGGCGGCGGCCUUCACCGUCGUCUUCGGCUCCGUCGAGCUCCUCUACCUAUCGGCGUGCCUCGCCAAGGUCCCCCAUGGCGGCUGGCUCCCGCUCCUCCUCUCCCUCACCACGCUGCUGGUGAUGUCCACGUGGCACUACGGCACCGCCAUGAAGCAGCAGCACGAGGUCCAGAACAAGGUCUGCCUGGACCACUUCCUCGGCCUCAGCUCCGGCAUCGGCCUCGUCCGCGUCCCCGGCGUCGGCUUCGUCUACUCCAGCACCACCAAUGGCGUCCCCCCCAUGUUCGCCCACUUCGUCACCAACUUCCCGGCCUUCCACCGGGUCCUCAUCUUCGUCUCGCUGCAGACGCUCGCCGUGCCCAAGGUCUCGCCGGAGGAGAGGUUCUUGGUCGGCAGGAUCGGCUCGCCGGCGAACCGCCUGUUCCGGUGCAUCGUCCGGUAUGGGUACAAGGAGGGCAGGUGGGACCACUUCAACUUCGAGAACCAACUGCUGAUGAAGGUCGUCGAGUUCCUCCGCCACCAGGACGGCAGCGGCGGAGGCGGCGGCGAUCGGAUGUCCGCCGCCGCCUCCGGCGAGGACGAGGCCAUGUCGGUCAUCCCCGCCACGUCGUCCUCCGGCGGAAGCAAUCAGCACGCCUUUGACGCCGGGACGACGACGAGCUCGUGCGAGAUCGACGCCACCGCAGGCGGCGGCGGCAGGAGGAAGGUACGGUUCGACAACGACGGCGGCGGCGGCGGCGAGGAGGAGGAGGAGGCGGCGGAGGUGAAGGAGCUGAUGGAGGAGAAGGAGGCCGGCGUGUCGUACAUGAUCGGGCACACGUGCGUGUUCGCGCACGAGUCAUCGUCGGCGGUGAAGAAGUUCGCCGUCAACGUGGUGUACGGCUUCCUCCGGCGAAACUCGCGGCGGCCGGCGGUGGUGCUCGGCAUCCCGCAUACCUCCCUCAUCGAGGUCGGCAUGGCGUACAGGGUAUAGUAGUGUAGUAUAUAUACUCCGUAUAUACAACUAUACGUACAUACAUACAUACAUCGCUGAAGAGAGUGUAGCAUUUCAUAGCCUCACUUAGUGUUGAUAACCAAAACUGGCAAGGGGGUAGAAUUAGAAGAUGAGAAACGGUUUAUAUUUGGGACCAAUAUAACCGAGUCAUUCUAAUAGUCAACUCACAAUCAAAGCUAGGUUGACUUGGUUACAUCCAAAUUAGUUACGGGAGGGGAGGGAUGAAUUAUGAAUAGAUUAGUUGUGUAGAACACCUGGGCCGUGAUUUGCAGAUGGGUCGCCCAUCAGCCAUCCCCUAGGUAAGGGACUCAAAAUGAACUUAUUCCUCCCCAGAACAUCAAACAAAUCUUUCUUCCCUCCC